Balearica regulorum gibbericeps (East African grey crowned-crane) is the source of this 1941-nucleotide messenger RNA. It is a transcript of the gene ASB2, whose product is annotated as ankyrin repeat and SOCS box containing 2. NCBI's taxonomy places the organism in Eukaryota, Metazoa, Chordata, Aves, Gruiformes, Gruidae. Gene Ontology annotation, molecular function: protein binding. The record is from RefSeq and is a predicted model, not a curated record. Gene Ontology annotation, biological process: intracellular signal transduction.
AUGGCUACAACGGCAGCAAAUACUCAAAGACAAACGAUAGGCUGCGAGGAAUACAGUCUGUACAGUAGCUUGAGUGAAGAUGAGCUUAUAAAGAUGGCCAUCCAGCAGAGCUUGGAAGAGGACCCUGCGGGUCAGUUGGCGGCCCAGAGCCACCAGAAGUCGAUGGUGGCGGGUCCCAGGGAGGCCGCCCCGAGCCGUGCCAGCAGCCACAACCCGCCCUACCACAUCUACCCGUGGCAAAGAUUGGCAGUCCAGCCGAGAGGCCGUGCUCAGCCGUCCAGCUCUGGGGGAGCCUGGGGGGUCAGGCGAAGGUACGAUGGCAGCCUGUUCAGCACAUCCCAGCCCGUAGAACUUGACCCUGUAGUGGCAGCAAUCAAGGAUGGAGAUGAAAAAGCAGUAUGUAACAUGAUGAAAUCAGGAAAAAACCUUUCUGAACCUAAUAAGGACGGCUGGAUACCCCUCCAUGAAGCUGCGUACUAUGGCCAAGUGGGUUGCCUGAGCCUGUUGCAAAAAGCAUACCCUGGCACAAUCGACCAGCGCACCCUCAACGAGGAGACAGCUCUCUACCUGGCCACCAGCCGGGGCAACCUGGACUGCCUGCUCACCCUACUGCAGGCUGGGGCCGAGCCCGACAUCUCCAACAAGGCCAGAGAAACGCCGCUCUACAAAGCCUGUGAGCGCAAGAAUGCAGAGGCCGCAAGACUCCUGGUACAGUACAACGCUGAUACCAACCAUCGUUGCAAUCGAGGAUGGACAGCUCUCCAUGAGGCUGUCUCCAGAAAUGACCUGGAGAUUAUUGAUAUCCUCGUGAAAGGGGGUGCCAAGAUUGAGUCUGCAAACGCCUAUGGGAUCACUUCUUUAUUUGUGGCAGCUGAGAGUGGGCAGUUGGAAGCUUUGAGAUACCUGGCAAAAUGUGGUGCUGAUAUAAAUACUCAAGCCAGUGACAAUGCCUCUGCUCUUUAUGAAGCCUGUAAAAAUGGACACAUACCUAUUGUGGAGUUUCUUUUGUCCCAAGGAGCAGAUGCUAACAAAGCCAAUAAGGAUGGCCUGUUACCUCUUCAUAUAGCAGCCAAAAAAGGGAUUUGCGAGAUUGUCUCCAUGCUGAUCCCUGUGACCAGUCGCACCCGCAUCAAGCGCAGCGGUAUCAGCCCCCUGCACUUAGCAGCUGAACGCAACAAUGAUGACAUCUUGGAAGAGCUGAUCGAUGCUGGCUAUGAUGUAAACACCACCCUCUCCAACGAACGAUCCUGCCUUUAUGAGGACAGGCGCACCACUCCCCUCUAUUUUGCUGUUUUUAACAACAACAUCUAUGCCACAGAAGUCCUGCUGCAAGCUGGAGCCAACCCCAAUGUUGACCUCAUCAACCCAUUACUCAUCUCCAUCCGCCACGGCUGCCUGAAGACCAUGAAACUGCUCCUUGACCAUGGAGCAAACAUUGAUGCCUAUAUAUCAAGCCAUCCCACUGCAUUUCCAGCUACCAUCAUGUUUUCGAUGAAGUACCUUUCUGUGCUGAAGUAUCUUCUGGAUCUGGGCUGUGACGCAGGUUCCUGUUUUGAGUGUCAGUAUGGAAAUGGCCCACACCCUGCAUUAAAUUACAGACGGGACAGACUUAAUGAUCCUCAGCUGCCCACGGAACCAACUGUAGUACAGUUUUGUGAAAUGGUGUCUACUCCAGAAAUGAGUCGCUGGGCCGGGCCGAUCAUUGAUGUUCUCCUGGAUUACGUGGGUAAUGUGCAGCUCUGUUCCCGGCUCAAGGAGCAUAUUGACAGCUAUGAGGACUGGGCUGUCAUUAAAGAAAAAGCAGAGCCUCCACGACCUCUUUCCCAUCUUUGCCGCAUCAAGGUACGAAGCCUGGUUGGAAGAAACCGCAUUAAACUUCUUGACACCUUGCCUCUCCCACACAGACUGAUUCGAUACUUACGGCAUGAUUACACACAGUGA